AUGGCAGCCAUCCGACUCUCCUUCAAGAGCUUGGACAAGGAUCCCUUCCGAGCGCUGUAUACAUCCUCUGUGAGAGCUUCACUUGCUGAGACACUGGGGACCCCCUCACUUACACACACCUACCCGUCAGUAGACGUCCAGUGGAUCACCUCCACCCCAGCAGUGAAUCACCACACUAACAGUGGAUCACCUCCACCCCAGCAGUGGAUCACCUCCACCCCAGCAGUGGAUCACCUCCAUCCCAGCAGUGGAUCACCUCCACCCCAGCAGUGGAUCACCUCCACCCCAGCAGUGAAUCACCUCCACCCCAGCAGUGGAUCACCUCCAUCCCAGCAGUGGAUCACCUCCACCCCAGCAGUGGAUCACCUCCACCCCAGCAGUGGAUCACCUCCACCCCAGCAGUGGGUCACCACACUAACAGUGGAUCACCACACUAACAGUGGAUCACCUCCACCCCAGCAGUGGAUCACCUCCACCCCAGCAGUGGAUCACCUCCACCCCAGCAGUGGAUCACCUCCACCCCAGCAGUGGAUCACCUCCACCCCAGCAGUGGAUCACCUCCACCCCAGCAGUGGAUCACCUCCAUCCCAGCAGUGGAUCACCUCCACCCCAGCAGUGGAUCACCUCCACCCCAGCAGUGGAUCACCUCCACCCCAGCAGUGGGUCACCACACUAACAGUGGAUCACCUCCACCCCAGCAGUGGAUCACCUCCACCCCAGCAGUGGAUCACCUCCACCCCAGCAGUGGAUCACCUCCAUCCCAGCAGUGGAUCACCACCUUCCCAGCAGUGGAUCACCUCCACCCCAGCAGUGGAUCACCUCCACCCCAGCAGUGGAUCACCUCCUUCCCAGCAGUGGAUCACCUCCACCCCAGCAGUGGAUCACCACACUAACAGUGGAUCACUUCCACCCCAGCAGUGGAUCACCACACUAACAGUGGAUCACCUCCACCCCAGCAGUGGAUCACCUCCAUCCCAGCAGUGGAUCACCUCCACCCCAGCAGUGGAUCACCACACAAACAGUGGAUCACCUCCACCCCAGCAGUGGAUCACCACACUAACAGUGGAUCACCUCCACCCCAGCAGUGGAUCAUCACACUAUUAG
Molecule: messenger RNA, 1104 nt
Organism: Procambarus clarkii (red swamp crayfish)
Lineage: Eukaryota; Metazoa; Arthropoda; Malacostraca; Decapoda; Cambaridae
Source: RefSeq, a predicted model, not a curated record